This is a messenger RNA of Nycticebus coucang (slow loris), 10531 nucleotides long. RefSeq names its product 2,4-dienoyl-CoA reductase 2 (gene DECR2). Gene Ontology annotation, biological process: fatty acid catabolic process. The transcript is spliced from 8 exons. Gene Ontology annotation, molecular function: 2,4-dienoyl-CoA reductase (NADPH) activity. Lineage: Eukaryota; Metazoa; Chordata; Mammalia; Primates; Lorisidae. The coding region runs from base 202 to 936 and encodes 244 amino acids. The record is from RefSeq and is a predicted model, not a curated record.
ACCAUGGCCGAGCUGCCUCCCGACGUAGAGGAAGAUGCCUGCCUGCCUGAGUACCGCCAUCUCUUCUGCCCGGACCUGCUGCGGUGAGCGCCCGGGAGAACGUGUGUCCCGGGAGUCGACGUGGUGCAGGCCCCCAGGGACAAAGUGGCCUUUAUCACAGGCGGUGGCUCUGGGAUUGGUUUCCGGAUUGCAGAGAUUUUCAUGAGGCAUGGCUGCCACACAGUCAUCGCCAGCCGGAGCCUGCCGAGAGUGUCAAUGGCUGCCAAGAAGCUAGCUGCUGCCACUGGCCAGCGAUGCCUUCCUCUGUCUAUGGACGUCCGAGUGCCCCCAGCCAUCAUGGCUGCUGUGGACCAGGCGCUGAAGGAGUUUGGCAAAAUCGAUAUUCUCAUUAACUGUGCAGCUGGGAACUUCCUGUGUCCUGCCAGUGUGUUGUCCUUCAAUGCCUUCAAGACUGUGAUGGACAUUGACACUGUUGGCACCUUCAAUGUGUGUCGUGUGCUCCAUGAGAAGUUUUUCCGGGACCAUGGAGGGGUGAUUGUGAAUAUCACUGCAACCCUGGGUAACCGUGGGCAGGUGCUCCAGGUGCAUGCAGGCUCAGCCAAGGCAGCCAUGGAUGCAAUGACGAGGCACUUGGCUGUGGAGUGGGGCCCCCAGAAUAUCCGUGUCAACAGCCUUGCCCCUGGUCCCAUCAGCGGCACAGAGGGGUUCUGGCGACUGGGUGGCUCCCAGGCCAGCAUGAACACAAAAGUCCUUGCAAGCCCCCUGCAGAGGUUGGGGAACAAGACAGAGAUUGCCCACAGUGCGCUCUACCUGGCCAGCCCACUGGCAUCCUAUGUGACGGGUGCUGUGCUGGUGGCUGAUGGUGGGGCAUGGCUGACAUUCCCAAAUGACAUCAAGAAGCUGGCGAAUUUCACAUCCUUCUCUGCUAAGCUCUAGGUGAGGUGCUAACCCUGGGUCCUGGGGUUAACCUGUGUCCUUGGUACUCCUGGCCUUGCCCUGCUGGAGAGUAGUGGGUGGCUCCCUUGUCUCCAUCCUUCCUGCCCCUUCUUGGCUGCAUGUCAGAUGCUACCCACUGGACAGACAGGGCUGACAGGCUGUGUAGGAGGUAGCUCUAUGACCUAGGCUCUGCUGGCAUUUCUGGCAGUUACUGGAAGACUAAGGCAGAGAAAGUAUCUGAAGGGAAGCUGCCCUCAGCCUUCUUCUGAGCUUGAGGACACCUUCUGGGCACCUGCCCCCAGUGGUGCACAUUCAAGCCUAACACCUUCCUCUAGGGGGCACGCUAUCUUCACAUUCUCCCUUCCAAUGGCCCUACCUAGGUAACUGCCCAUGCUGGCAUCUGCCUGAGGGCCAGCUAGGGAUGGGGACGUAGCCAGGUUGCUGGGGUGUCUCCUGCCUGCCCAACUCCAGCCCUGGGCUAGUCUCCUUCCUCCCUGUGUGUGUGCAUUGGGCAUCCUUGGUCAUUCCCACUGCCUUAGAUGGAGGGUAUGGUACAAUCCACGCCUCCUUUCCCCUGCCUCACUCCUGGCCUGGGGAUCUCUGUCCUCAGAAGUCAAACCAGAGAGGAAGGAAAAAGAUGAUUAAAAAGAAUCACUGGAGGCCAGGCACCGUGACUCACACUUGUAAUCCCAGUACCCCGGGAGGCUGAGGUGGGAGGAUCCCUUGGGCUCAGGAGUUCGAGAUCAGGCUGAACAAAAUUGAGACCCAGUCUCUACUAAAAAUAGAAAAAAAAAAAAUAAGCCAGGUAUUGAGGCGGGUGUCUCUGGUCUAUUUGGGAGACUGAGGCAGGAGGAUUGCUUGGUGUGUGAGGUUGCUGUCAGCUAGGUUCAUGCCAUGAUACUCCCUUGACAACAGAGUGACACUGUUUUAAAAAAAUAAAAAAGAAUCACUGGUAAUCCUGUCACUUAGAGGGAUUUUGUUUCCUUCCUGCCUAUUUUCUGUGAUGUUUAGAACACUCUUUCCGGCUCGGUGCCUGUGGCUAAAGUGGCUAAGGCACCAGCCACAUACACCAGAGUUGGUGGGUUUGAAUCCAGCCCGGGCCUACCAAACUACAAUGACAACUACAACCAAAAAAUAGCCAGGUGUUGUGGCAGAUGCCUGUAUGUAGUCCCAGCUACUUGGGAGGUUGAGGCCAGAGAAUUGCUUAAGCCCAGGAGUUGGAGGUUGCUGUGAGCUGUGAUGCUAUGGAACUAACUGUACCCAAGGCGACAGCUUGAGGCUCUGUCUCAAAAAAAAAAAAAAAAAAAGAACACUCUUCCCACCUGAUGCCUGAUACUCAGAGAGUGCACAUGCUCCUUUGCAGGAGGCAACCUGUUCACAUCUGGCCUACUCUGCCCACCCACUGGUUGCUGCUCUCCUUGGGUUGGUCACUACUUUGCCUUUCUUCCUCUGUGAACAUACCCGCAGCCCCUCUGCACACAGCAGAGGGUGAGCAGGAGGCCAGGGUGGGGGAGAUGUGGCCUACUAUGGGCCUUGUGGUCCCCAGUCUGUUUUUCCAUACUCUCACCUCACCACUGCCCCAAACCCCAAAUGUGCGCAGGCUUUACUUUCUGAGAAACAGGAGAAACGUUUGCCCCUUAUAGUUUCACUCUUGGCCCAUUUGUAAACAUGGUAUUAAGCUUACAGCUGUUGAGUCAGCUUUAGGGGUACUGCAUUUCAGCACAUGCUCCUCACCUGUGUGGAGUGGACAUUGUUGCCCCGUAAGGCAGUGUCAGAGCUGUGUGCACUGAUUUGCCAGCAGCAGCAGCUCUGUGAUGACCAAGCUGCAGUUAAAGCUUAGCCGAGGUCUUAUUCCUGCCCAGCACCAAUGGCCAUGGCACACCUGGUGUCCAACUUGUUCAGCCUUCUUGGAGAGUCCAGAUGUAGCCUCUCUGGGGCCUUAGCAACAUAAAUGAUUGAAAACUUACAGCCACAGGCAACACCAAAUGUUCUGGUUCACCCUGAGCAUAGAAUCAGUAGGACUGACAGUUAACACCUACCUAAGUGCACCAUCUGUGGAAAUGAGUCACGCGAUCUUGCCCUGAAGCCUGUCUUGAGUAUCCCCUUACCGCUACAACCAGUCCCUGUUGUCUUUGCAGUCUGAGAUGCACAGUUGAGGUGGAAAUGUGCAGCAGGGAAUUCAAGCUGAGGAAAAACAGCCACCUGCCAGGACCCUGGGAUGCUCACCCCUGGGUCUGAGGCAGGUGCUCUAGGAUGAAGCCUUUCAGUGCAGACAGAUUGCAUGGAUGUGGCAGUCAUUUUGGCUUAGUUCACCAGCCCAGGGUCCUUGGUUAUAGGCAUACCCAGCAGGUGUCACUUGCCUCACAGUGAAGCUAGGAAAGACAAGUGACAGAGCAAGGAAAGACAAGUGACAGAGCAAGAAGGACCAGGUGUGUACAGUGAGGAUGGACAGUGGCACUCCGGCCUAUGGAGCUGUUGCCCUUGGUGGUGGCAUUUAUACCACAGUAAUUAGGUGUGUUGGCUCACACCUGUAAUCCCAGCACUCUAGGAGGCUGAGGUGGGAGGCUCCCUUGAGCUCAAGAGUUUGAGACCAGCCUGAGCAAGAGUGAGACCCCGUAUCUACUAAAAAUAGAAAAGUUAGCUGGGCAGGUGGCAGUGCCACUAUUGUGGCAGGUGACUAUAGUCCCAGCUACUUGGGAGGCUGAGGCAAGAGGAUUGCUUGAGCACAGGAGUUGGAAGUUGCUAUGAGAUAUGACAUACCCAAGGCACUUUACCUAGGGCAACAGAGUGAGACUGUCUCAAAAAAAAAAAAAAAAAAAGUUUCCAUUCACAUCAACAAUUUCUUCAAAUAUGCCAUAAUUAUCUUGAAAAUACAGAAAAUGCCAGGUUUCCUGAAACGAAAGGUAAUUUUUUAUAUGUGAACCUUGGUCAGAGAAUUUUCUGAAACUUUACCUGUGGAAGCUGCCAACUCUGCCAACACUUGACCUUACCCCUUUGGUAAGGGUGAAAGUUUUUAACUUUGGUCCUUUGAAAACUAUGUAUACACCUGGUGCAGUGGUUCACACCUAUAAUCCUAGCACUCUGGGAAGUUGAGGCAGGUGGAUCUCCUGAGCUAGGAGUUCAAGACCAGCCUGAGUAAGAAUGAGACCCCAUCUCUAUGUCUUUUUUUUUUUGGCCAGGGCUGGGUUUGAACCCGCCACCUCUGGCAUAUGGGACCGGCACCCUACUCUUUGAGCCACAGGCACCGCCUGAGACCCCAUCUCUAAAAAAGAUCCAGGCUUUGUGGUGGGCACCUAUAGUCUCAGCUACUCCAGAGACUGAGGCAGGAGGAUCAUGUGAGCCUAAUAGUUUGAGGUUGCUAUGAGCUGUGCCGCCAUGGUACUCUAUUGAGGGUGACAAAAUGAGACCCUUGCCUCAAGAAAAAAAAGGAAACUGCAUAAAAACAUCAGCCAAAACAGGGUGAGAAGCCAUGAGAUGGCAACCAUUCGAGGUGUGAGAUUCAGCCCGUCUGUCUUCACUGAUGUGUCCAGGACCUAAUGCACAUUUUAUUUAUUUAUUGAGAUAGAGACUCACUUUGUCACCUUUGGUAGAGUGAUGUAGCAUCAUAGCUCACAGCAACGUCAAACUCUUGGGCUGAAGUGAUCCACUUUCUCAGCCUCCCGAGUAGGUGGAACUAUAGGCAUCCACCACAAUGCCCAACUAUUUCUUAGAGAUGGGGGUCUCUGGUUCAGGCUGUUCUCAAACUAAUGAGCUCAGGCAAUCCACUCACCUUGGUUUCCCAGAGUGCUGGGAUUACAGGCGUGAGCCACCAUACCUGGCCAGAUGCACAUUUUUUUGUUUUUUUUUUGAGACAGAGUCUUGCUUUGUUGCCCUCGGUAGAGUGCUGUGAUGUCACAGCUCACAGCAACCUCCAACUCCUGGGUUUAGGUGAUUCUCUUGCCUCAGCCUUCCAAGAAGCUGGGACCACAGGCGCCUGCCACAACACCCAGCUAUUUUUUUGUUGCAGUUUGGCCAGGGCUGAGUUUGAACCCGCCACCCUUGGUAUAUGGGGCCGGCUUCCUACUCACUGAGCCACAGGCGCCGCCCGCAGAUGCACAUUUUAAAAUGUGUUGGGCAUGUCUCAGCAUCUGUAGCUCAGCAGCCAGGGCACCAGCCACAUACACCAGAGCUGGCGAGUUUAAACCCAACAUAGGCCUGCCAAACAAGACAACUAUAACCAAAAAAAAAGAUAGCUGGGCGUUGUGGCAGGUGCCUGUAGUCCCAACUACUUGGGAGGCUGAGGAAAGAGAAUUGCUUAAGCCCAAGAGUCUGAAGUUGCUGUGAGCUGUGAUGCUACCUCACUCUACUUAGGGCACCAUAGUGAGACUCUGUCUCAAAAAAAAAAUAAAAUAAAACGUGUUGCACGGCCAGGCACAGUGGCUCAUGCCUGUAAUCCCAGCACUCUGGGAGGCCAAGGCGGGUGGAUAGCUUGAGUUCAUGGGUUCAAGACCAGUCUGAGCAAAAAGUGAGACCCCCAUCUCUACUAAAAAUAGAAAUACUGAGGCAGGAGGAUCAUUUGAGCCCAAGAGUUGGAGGUUGCCAUGAGCUAUGAUGCCACAGCAUUCUGCCCAGAAGUACAGCUUGAGAUCCUGUCUCAAAAAAUAAAUAAAAAUAAAAAAAUAGGCUUAGCACCUGUAGCUCAGUGGCUAGGGGACCAGCCACAUACAUUGGGGCUGGCAGGUUCAAACCCAGCACCGGCCUGCCAAACAACGACAACUACAACCAAAAAAUAGCCGGGCAUUGUGGUGGGCACCUAUAGUCCCAGCUACUUGGGAGGUUGAAGCAAGACAAUUGCUUAAGCUCAAGAGUUUGAGGUUACUGUAAGCUGUGGCACCACGGCACUCUACCAAGGGCAACAUAAUGAGACUCUCUCAAAAAAAACAAAAAACAAAAAGAUAUGGCACAGCACCUGUGGCUCAAGCGGCUAAGCCGCCAGCCACAUACACCUAAGCUAGUGGGUUCGAAUCCAGCCUGGGCCUGCCAAACAAUGAUGGCUGCAACCAAAAAAUAGCUGGGUGUCAUGGUGGGCACCUGUAGUCCCAGCUACUUGAGAGGCAGAGGCUGGAGACUCACUUGAGCCCAGGAGUUGGAGGUUGCUGUGAGCUGUGAUGCCACAGCACUCUACCCAGGCUCUAAAAAAAAAAAUAAAAGUUGUGGGCUCUGUGCCCAUAGCACAGUGGUUAUGUCACCGGCCACAUGCAUUGAGGCUGGAGGGUUUGAACCCAGCCUGGACCAGCUAAACAACAAUGACAAUGACAAAUGCAACAAAAAAAUAGCCAGGCCUUGUGGCCCAUGCCUGUAUUACCUGUUACUCGGGAGGCCGAGGCAAGAGAAUUGCUUAAGCCCAAGAAUUUGAGCUGUGACAGUUGAGUUUGAGGUUGUUGUGAGCUGUGACACCACAGCACUCUACCGAGGGUGACAUAAUGAGACUUUGUCUCAAAAAUAAAAAAUAAAAAGAUAAAUAAAAAGUGUUGUGGUAGGAUGGGCCUGGUGGCUCAUGCCUGCAAUCCUAGAACUUUGGGAGGUCAAAGCAGGUGGAUUGCCUGAGCUCACAAGUUUGAGAUCAGCCUGAGCAAGAUCAAGACCCCAUCUCUAAAAAGUAGCCUGCGUUGGGCGGCACAUGUGGCUCAGUGAGUAGGGUGCUGGCCCCAUAUACCAAGGUGGCGGGUCUGAACACACCCUAACAGGGUAUGUUCAUCUUUGUAGACACAGAAAGCAAAGAAAACCUUAGAAUUGCCUAAGUAGGGCAGCGCCUGUGGCUCAAUGAGUAGGGCGCUGGCCCCAUAUACUGAGGGUGGCAGGUUCAAGCCUGGCCCUGGCCAAACUGCAACAAAAAGUAGCUGGGGAUUGUGGUGGGUGCCUGUGAUCCCAGCUAUUUGGGAGGCUGAGGCAAGAGAAUCGCCUAAGCCCAAGAGCUGGAGGUUGCUGUGAGUUGUGACACUACAGCACUCUAUCAAGGGCAAUAAAGUGAGACUCUGUCUCUUAAAAAAAAAAAAAAGUGGCAGCACCUGUGGCUCAAAGGAGUAGGGCACCAGUCUCAUGCCAGAGGUGGCGGGUUUAAACCCAGCCCUGGCCAAAAACUGCAAAAAAACAAACAAACAAACAAAAACGAAUUGCCUAAGUAAACAGUGCUAAUUAUUUGGGGGUGUUCCUCUCUGUCAACUUCUGUGGCUCAGGUAUCUUGUGCCUGGUAUACGCUACAAGCCCUGGCACCCACAGUCUCUCCCAGCCAGUGAGCUUGGCUCUCUCCUGACAUGUGUCUCCCCCACCUCAUUUUCCUCUUUUCUUCCCAGCCCUGGCACUGUGAUAUGUACCUCCUGGGGCUUGGCCACACCAGUGGGGGCAUGGGACACAGUCUGUGGGUGACCUUGUUUGCACAUUUGUCCACCUACCAGUACACACGUGCACCUGCUCUGUUAGGGGUGCUGAGGCCCCAGAAGUGAGCAUGUGCUACCCUCCUGGGGACGGGCUUCUCUCUGCUUUGCCUGUGGAAUUGCUGUGGAGUAAAGGCAGGGAGAGCAAAACAACGAGUCUCCAAGAACCUCCUCAGUCAUGACAUUUCGAGGCUCAGCAGAGGUUCCUCUGUCCCCCACAUCAUUUUGUCCUUAUCCUUUGGGACAGAUCAAGCCUCCCUUACACCAGUCAAGCCCCUACCCUGGGCUGCAUGUGGAAACAGUGAGGGGUUUUGUGUUGUCCCUGGCUCCUACCAAGCUCAAAAAUGCUGCAGUGAGGCAGCCAUGUCCUCCCAAGCAAGGAAGGUGGGUCCUCCAGGGUAAGGGGUUAACAGUUGGCCUCAGCUCUGGAGUAGGCACAGGCCCUUGGCAGAUAUCAGGUGGUUCUUGUUGGACAUCUGCCAUAGAAACCCCAUCCUAGCACUUUGGAAGAUCAAAGCUGAGGAUUGCUUUAACUCAUGAGUUCCAAGACCAGACUGGGCAAAAGCAAGACCCCGUCUCUACUAAAAAAAAGCUGGGCCUAUAGUCCCAGCUACUUUGGAGGCUGAGGCAGGAGGAUUGCCUGAACCUAGGAGUUUGAGGUUGUUGUGAGCUAUGGUGACAUCAUUGUACUCUAGCCAGGGCAACAGAGUGAAACUGUCUUGAAGAAAAAUAAAAAAAUUAAAGCUUACCAAAAAAAAAAAAAAAAAAAAUUAAAGCUCACUAACUAGAUACUAGAGGAUCACUCAAGGCCAGGAGUGUGAGCUUGCUGUGAACUAGGCUGAUGCCAUGGCACUCCAGCCUGGGCAACAGUGAGACUCUAUCUCAAACAAACAAACAAAAAAAAUUAACUUUUAGGGGCGGCACCUGUGGCUCAGCGGGUAGGGCGCCGGACCCAUAUACCGAGGAUGGCGGGUUCAAACCCAGCCCCGGCCAAACUGCAACCAAAAAAUAGCCGGGAGUUGUGGCGGGCACCUGUGGUCCCAGCUACUCGGGAGUCUGAGGCAGGAGAAUUGCCUGGGCCCUGGAGUUGGAGGUUGCUGUGAGCUGUGUGACGCCAUGGCACUCUACCAAGGGCGAUAAGUUGAGACUCUGUCUCUACAAAAAAAAAAAAAAAAAGUUAACUUUUAGGUCUUCCACCAUCACAAUUUUUACACAAUGGGAAGUAGACUGAUGUGAACUAGACUUUGAUAGGCAGCUAAGAAGGGAGGUCUGCACCCUGCAAACCUCUCCUCUUCAGACUGGCCACCCUAUCUAGCUUGGGCCUGUGGGAGAUGUGGUGAAUACAGAUGGCGUCUCUGAAAAUCUGCAGUCACAGUGGGGAUAGAGAUGGCUGUGUUAUCAAAGGAAGACAUGAAGCAGGUGCUAGCAACUUCAGAGUGAAUCGUUAAAAUAAGAACAUCUUUUUGUUGUUGUUGCAAUUUUUGGCUGGGGCUGAGCUUGAACCUGCCACCCUCAGCACAUGGGGCCAGCACCCUACUCCUUGAGCUAUAGGUGGCACCUUUUUUUUUUUUGAGACAGUGUCUUACUUUGUCACCCCCAGUAGAAUUGCCCUGGUGUCAUAUCCACAGCACCUCCCUUGGGCUCAAGCGAUUCUCUUGCCUCAGCCUCCUGAGUAGCUGGGACUACAGGCGCCCGACACAAUGCCUGGCUAUUUUUAGAGAUGGGGUCUUGCUCUAGCUCAGGCUGGUCUCGAACCCAUGAGCCCAGGUGAUCCACCAACCUUGACCUCCCAAAGUGUUGGGAUUACAGGCAUGAGCCACUGUGCCCAGCUAAAAUAGGUAAAUCUUUUUUUUUUUUCUUUUUUAUUAGUUAUCUCACUUUGUUGCCCUGGGUAGAAUGCUGUGGCAUCAUAUCUCACAGCAACCUUUAACUCUUGGUCUCAAGCGAUUCUCUUGCUUCAGCCUCCUGAAUAGCUGGGACUACAGGUGCCUGCCUCAACACCUGGCUAUUUUUAGAGAUGAGGUCUUGCUCUUGCUCUGGCUGGUCUCAAGCCCGUGAGCUCAGGCCAUCUGCCUACCUUGGCCUCCCAGAGUGUUAGGAUUACAGGCUCGAGCCACUAUGCCCGGCCUUACAAUAAAAAAAAAAUUUAAAACUUCAACUGAGGGGCAGCGACUUGGCUCAGUCGGUAAGGUGCCGGCCCCAUAUACCGAGGGUGGCAGAUUCAAACCCGGCCCCAGCUGAACUGCAACCAAAAAAUAGCCGGGCGUUGUGGCGGGCGCCUGUAGUCCCAGCUACUCGGGAGACUGAGGCAAGAGAAUCGCUUAAGCCCAGGAGUUGGAGGUUGUUGUGAGCUGUCUGAUGCCAUCCAUGGCACUCUACACAAGGGCCAUAAAGUGAAACUCUGUCUCUACAAAAAAAAAAACUUCAACUGAGCCAGGAGUUAAAUGGCAACUUACAAACUCAUGUUCUAGUUUUACUCUAAGAAAUGUACUUUACCAAAUUUGAAGAUGAAAAUAAAAGUCCCCCCCUACUGAAUAAAAUGUUGGUAAACACCAGUGAGGCUCUGUGCUGUCUUCUGCUGGGGAUCACUGGGGAGUAUGAUCUGGUCCUAAAUUUGACUUUUUUUUUAUUGUUGGGGAUUCACUGAGGGUACAAUAAGCCAGGUUACACUGAUUGCAUUUGUUAGGUAAAGUCCCUUUUGCAAUCAUGUCUUGCCCCCAGAAGGUGUGGCACACACCAAGGCCCCACCCUUUUUUUUGAGACAAAGCCUCAAGCUGUCGCCCUGGAUAGAGUGCCGUGGCGUCACAGCUCACAGCAACCUCCAACUCCUGGGCUUAAGUGAUUCUCCUGCCUCAGCCUCCCAAGUAGCUGGGACUAGAGGCACCCACCACAACGCCCAGGUAUUUUUUGGUUGCAGCCGUCAUUGUUGUUUGGCAGGCCCAAGCUGGAUUUGAACCUGCCAGCUCAGGUGUAUGUGGUUGGCACCUUAGCCGCUUGAGCCACAGGUGCCGACCCCCUAAAUUUCACUUCUUGCCAAGUUUUCUUACUGAAUACAAAUUUUAAUCUAGUUUUCAAAGUGGUAAAUUAAAAAUAUUUGGCAGGUGGUUUUUGUUUAUACGCACGUAGCUUUAUUGAGGUAUAAUGACACAAUGAAGUGCACACAUGUAGAGUGUGUAAUUUGA